AUGAAGAUCCCAGUUCUUCCCGCAGUGGCUCUCCUCUCUCUUCUGGCUCUGCACUCCGCCUGGGGGGCCGCCCUGGGGGGUUCUGAGGAAGAAACCACCAUCGGCAACUACGUGGCGGGAUCCGAGGCUUUUAAGCCUGAUGAAUUCCUGAACUGGCACGCGCUCUUCGAGGCUAUCAAAAGGAAACUUCCUUUCCUCAACUGGGAUGCUUUUCCUAAGCUGAAAGGAUUGAGGAGUGCAACUCCUGAUGCCCAGUGA
This is a messenger RNA of Propithecus coquereli (Coquerel's sifaka), 258 nucleotides long. It is a transcript of the gene KRTDAP, whose product is annotated as keratinocyte differentiation-associated protein. NCBI's taxonomy places the organism in Eukaryota, Metazoa, Chordata, Mammalia, Primates, Indriidae. The transcript is spliced from 5 exons. Gene Ontology annotation, cellular component: extracellular region. The record is from RefSeq and is a predicted model, not a curated record. The coding region runs from base 1 to 258 and encodes 85 amino acids.